ACCCAAAUCUCACCUUCACCAUUGGUCAGAAAUUCGCGCGAAACAUACGUCACCAAGCCCAGUUUCGCGCGAAUUGAGUGUCUCUGAAGAGGAAGGCAGUGCUUAUGAUGUCGUCCCCAUCGUCAACCCCGAGCAACGGCAAACGUGGGAGGGGAAGCAACCCACCUACCCCGCUAGGUGAUGGGGUCUCAUCCCCUCCGUCGCAGCGGCGCAGGACGGACGACACCUCCGCUCCGGAGCUGCAGCCCAUGCCCACGUCCCCCCCCACAGACAUGCGCAGCCCCGCGGCCCAGGACACGUCUCUGUUCUCCAGCCCCCUGCGCUCCCGCCCCUCAGCACCCCCGAGUGAGAUGGACAUGAGCUCCCCGCUGAUGUAUGGCACCCCCAGCUCCAGGAUGGAGGGAACCCCUCGCAGCGGAGUGCGUGGCACCCCCGCCAGGCAGCGCGCUGAUCUGGGGUCAGUCCAGAAGGCUCGCCAGGUGGACCUGCACUCAGAGCCGCCUGCAGGGGGAGAUGUGGGGGGCGAGCAGCCAGCAGGACAGAAGCUGGUUAUCUGGGGCACUGAUGUCAAUGUGGGGACCUGCAAGGAGAAGUUUCAGAGAUUCCUUCAGCGCUUCACUGAUCCUGGCUCCAGGGAGGAUGAAAACGCAGGGCUCGAUCUGAACGAGCCUCUCUACAUGCAGAAACUAGAGGAGAUCAAUGUCGUUGGGGAACCUGUGCUGAAUGUGAACUGUGGGGACCUGCAGGCCUUUGAUGGCGACCUGUACAGGCAGCUGGUCUCUUAUCCUCAGGAAGUUAUUCCCACUUUUGACAUGGCUGUCAACGAGCUGUUCUUUGAGCGGUUCCCAGACUCCAUCUUGGAGCACCAGAUCCAGGUGCGCCCCUACAAUGCUCUGAAGACCAGAAGCAUGAGGGGCCUCAAUCCUGAGGACAUCGAUCAGCUGAUCACGAUCAGUGGCAUGGUCAUCCGUACCUCGCAGCUGAUCCCUGAGAUGCAGGAGGCCUUCUUCAGAUGCCAGGUGUGCGCCUUCAGCGUGCGCGUGGAGGUGGACCGAGGUCGCAUCGCAGAGCCGGCCGUCUGCCGCAGCUGCAACACCACCCACAGCCUGGCCCUCAUCCACAACCGCUCCGCUUUCUCCGACAAGCAGAUGAUUAAACUGCAGGAAUCUCCUGAGGACAUGCCUGCAGGACAGACCCCUCACACCUCUGUGGUCUACGCUCACAAUGACCUGGUGGACAAGGUGCAGCCUGGUGACCGAAUCAACAUAACUGGUAUUUAUAGAGCAGUUCCCAUGCGUGUGAACCCCCGCCAAAGCAAUGUGAAGUCCGUGUACAAGACCCACAUAGACGCCAUCCACUUCCGCAAGACCGACCAGAAGAGGCUGCACGGCCUGGACCAGGAUCUGGAGCAGAAGCUUUUCACAGAGGAACGUGUCCAGGUGCUGAGAGAGCUCGCAGCCAAGCCUGACGUCUACGACCGCCUGUCUUCUGCCCUGGCGCCCAGCAUCUAUGAGCAUGAAGACAUCAAGAAGGGAAUAUUGCUGCAGUUGUUCGGAGGCACUCGGAAGGACUUCAGCCAGACCGGGAGAGGAAACUUUCGUGCCGAGGUCAACAUCCUUCUGUGCGGAGAUCCCGGCACUAGUAAGUCCCAGCUGCUGCAGUACGUCAACAACCUUGUGCCCCGUGGUCAGUACACGUCGGGCAAGGGCUCCAGCGCUGUGGGCCUGACCGCUUACGUGAUGAAAGACCCCGAGACCCGGCAGCUGGUCCUACAGACCGGCGCCCUCGUGCUCAGCGACAACGGUAUCUGCUGCAUCGAUGAGUUCGACAAGAUGAGCGAUGCCACACGCUCGGUGCUGCACGAGGUCAUGGAGCAGCAGACUCUGUCUAUCGCCAAGGCAGGAAUUAUUUGCCAGCUGAAUGCUCGCACCUCGGUCCUAGCUGCUGCUAACCCAGUGGAGUCUCAGUGGAACCCGAAGAAGACCACUAUUGAAAAUAUUCAGCUUCCACACACUUUGCUGUCCAGAUUUGAUCUCAUCUUCCUGAUGCUUGAUCCUCAAGAUGAAGCCUACGACCGACGUCUCGCUCACCAUUUGGUAGCCCUGUAUCACCAAAGUGAGGAACAAAUCGAGGAAGAGUUUCUGGACAUGGCCGUGCUGAAGGACUACAUUGCUUACGCUCGCACUUACAUUAACCCCAGAUUAAGCGAAGAAGCAGGUCAGGCACUUAUUGAGGCCUAUGUGGACAUGCGUAAAAUUGGAAGUGGAAGGGGCAUGGUGUCUGCCUACCCUCGGCAGCUGGAGUCUCUCAUUAGGCUGGCAGAGGCCCAUGCCAAGGUGCGCUUCUCUGACCGAGUGGAGACCAUCGAUGUGGAGGAGGCCAAGCGGCUCCAUCGUGAAGCACUGAAACAGUCUGCCACUGAUCCCAGGACUGGAUUUGUGGACAUAUCCAUUCUGACAACAGGAAUGAGUGCCACAGCCCGAAAGCGCAAGGAGGAUAUUGCCCAGGCUCUGAAGAAGCUGAUCCAGACAAAGGGCAGGACUCCAGCCAUGAAAUACCAGCAGUUGUUUGAUGAUCUCCGUGGACAGUCUGAGAUUGCAAUCACAAAGGACAUGUUUGAAGAGGCUCUUCGAGCGCUGUCUGAUGAUGACUUCUUAACGGUCACAGGGAAGACUGUACGCUUGCUUUAAAUAUGUUGAUCUGUGGGAACUGGUUCCAGUUGUUGAUUUAACUCUGUUUUGCUUUCUUGUUACCUUUCUCAUUGACACUUAAAGGAUAUUUUGAAAAUGUUAAUGAAAUGCAGUACAUGAACAUUUUUUGUGUCCUUGGAUUGUUUAAAACUGUAGCUUGUAAUAAACACAUCUUCUAUGGUG
This is a messenger RNA of Conger conger (European conger), 2873 nucleotides long. It is a transcript of the gene mcm4, whose product is annotated as minichromosome maintenance complex component 4. The transcript has 17 exons. The record is from RefSeq and is a predicted model, not a curated record. Gene Ontology annotation, molecular function: single-stranded DNA binding; ATP hydrolysis activity; single-stranded DNA helicase activity. Gene Ontology annotation, biological process: DNA replication; mitotic DNA replication initiation; double-strand break repair via break-induced replication. Gene Ontology annotation, cellular component: MCM complex; nucleus. Bases 105 to 2690 code for a protein of 861 amino acids. Lineage: Eukaryota; Metazoa; Chordata; Actinopteri; Anguilliformes; Congridae.